Messenger RNA from Musa acuminata AAA Group (dessert banana), 880 nucleotides. RefSeq lists its product as uncharacterized. Gene Ontology annotation, cellular component: mitochondrial large ribosomal subunit; ribosome. The transcript has a single exon. Bases 81 to 662 code for a protein of 193 amino acids. The record is from RefSeq and is a predicted model, not a curated record. Gene Ontology annotation, molecular function: structural constituent of ribosome. Gene Ontology annotation, biological process: mitochondrial translation. NCBI's taxonomy places the organism in Eukaryota, Viridiplantae, Streptophyta, Magnoliopsida, Zingiberales, Musaceae.
GAACCUUUUACCGUCCGCUAGGAAACGUUUGGGGGCAGGAGAACAGUAGCACCAGCUCGAGGGCAUCGGAAAGGGAGGAGAUGGGAAGCCGCCUUGGACGACGCGUGAUCCACUUCGCAAACCUGCCCAUCAAGCUCCUCCUGCCGUCGCCUCCCUUGGAUUCCAUACGCGAGAUCGCCCUCAAGACCAUCCCCUCCGCCUCCAAGGUGGAGAUCCGCCGCGUGCUCGAGUCCCUCUACGGCUUCGACGUCGCCGAGGUGCGCACCCUCAACAUGGAGGGCAAGAAGACCAAGCGCGGUCCCUUCCUGGCCGCCAAGCCCGACUAUAAGAAGGCCUACGUCACGCUCCGCUCCCCCCUCUCCCUCUCCCCCGACCUCUUCCCCGUCAAGCUCAUCUUCGAAGAGAAGGAGCGCAUCGCCGCUGCCGCCUCCCGCCGCCCCGCCGUUGUCGAAGGCGAAGACGGCCGCGGCGAGCGCAAGCACUGGCUCGACGAUAGACGCCGCGAGGAGCCGAGUGGGUAUCGCGGCAAGCGUGCUGCUGCUGGUGGCGGCGGGGUACGGCGGCGUGGCGGCGGCGGUGGCGGUGGCGGCGGGAGAGGGAAGAAAGGACAGGAGGAGAGCAAGUUCCCCUGGAGCAGCAUGCGUCUGUCAGAGUCGGCUUAGAAGGCUUAGAAGUAGUCUGUUUUCUCUCUUAAUAAGCGUCGAAGACUGCGUCUUUUUCGACCAACCUUGCUGGAUUUUCAGGAAAGUUUGUUCGAGAUUAUUUACAUGGUGAUAACUUGUUUUUAUGAAUAUUUUUGUUAUAGUUUUUACCCUCCUUUGUUAUAAUGUACGAUCUCUGCCUGCUACAUGUUUGACGGAAAGCCAGUAUGGUUUUUUUA